AUGAGCGCGGCCUCAUACGCGAUGCCACGUGGGACCGAACUAGUUUUUUGGCACCAGUAUUUCGGUCGGUUGCGCAACCCAGGGCGCGAAGAGCUCUCGCCGGCGUCGAGCAUCAACGGCUGCAGUACGGACGGUGAGGCUCGGAGGCAGAAGAAAGGCCCCGCGCCGCGACAACAAGAGGAGCUGUGCCUCGUCUGCGGCGACAGAGCCUCUGGGUACCACUACAAUGCACUCACGUGCGAAGGAUGCAAAGGGUUCUUCAGGCGGAGCGUCACCAAGAACGCCGUGUACAUAUGCAAAUUCGGUCACGCCUGCGAAAUGGACAUGUAUAUGAGGAGGAAAUGUCAGGAGUGUCGAUUGAAGAAGUGCCUCGCGGUCGGCAUGAGGCCGGAGUGCGUCGUGCCGGAGCCCCAGUGCGCGUUGAAGAGGAAGGAGAAGAAAGCGCAGAGGGAGAAGGACAAACUACCAGUGAGCACGACGACAGUGGACGACCACAUGCCGCCCAUAAUGCAGUGCGACCCCCCACCGCCCGACGCUGCGAGGAUUCUGGAAUGUUUGCAGCACGAAGUGGUCCCGCGGUUCCUAUCUGAGAAACUCCUGGAACAGAACAGGUUGAAGAACAUCCCCCCGCUGACGGCGAACCAGCAGUUCCUCAUCGCCAGGCUGGUGUGGUACCAGGAUGGGUACGAACAGCCCUCGGAGGAAGACCUCAAACGAGUCACACAGACUUGGCAGCAGGGCGAGGACGACGAUGGAGACACGGACGUCGCGUUCCGCCAGAUAACAGAGAUGACGAUCUUGACAGUGCAGCUCAUCGUGGAGUUUGCGAAAGGUCUACCUGGCUUUGGGAAAAUCUCACAGCCUGAUCAGAUUACGUUGCUGAAGGCAUGUUCAAGCGAAGUGAUGAUGUUGCGAGUGGCGAGACGGUACGACGCGUCGUCGGACAGCAUUCUGUUUGCGAACAACGAGGCGUACACGCGCGACAACUAUCGCAAGGCGGGCAUGAGCUACGUCAUCGAAGAUCUGCUGCACUUCUGUCGCUGCAUGUACGCCAUGUCGCUGGACAACGUGCACUACGCGCUCUUGACAGCUAUUAUUAUAUUCUCAGACCGGCCCGGUUUAGAACAACCCAACCUAGUGGAAGAAAUCCAGCGGUACUACAUAACGACCCUUCGGAUGUACAUCCUGAACCAGCUGAGCGCCGCGCCGCGCUGCUCGGUACUGUUCGGCAAGAUCCUCUCCAUCCUCUCGGAGGUGCGCACCCUGGGCAUGCAGAACUCCAACAUGUGCAUAUCCCUCAAGCUGAAGAACCGGAAGCUGCCCCCGUUCCUUGAGGAGAUCUGGGACGUCGCGGACGUGUCCACGUCCCAGCCGCCGCCUCUGAUCGAGCCGUCGGCCGAGCUCUAG
This is a messenger RNA of Leptosia nina, 1407 nucleotides long. Lineage: Eukaryota; Metazoa; Arthropoda; Insecta; Lepidoptera; Pieridae. The record is from the annotation of a GenBank genome assembly.